AUGACAAUUUUUCUAUCGUUCCUAAUCCUAAUCUUUGUUCCUAAAUGUCUCUCCUUUACCGUUAUUAUGUCCGACUCGGGGGUCCCGUCUGCCCUCGUGGAUGCCCCUCAAACCGGGUUUUCCGGGAACCAAAACGGGGCUCGAACCGACCGUCACGAGCAACAAGCGGUUUACGACAUCAUGAAAGCCACUGGAAACGAAUGGGCCACUGAGAUUCCGGAUGUGUGUCGAGGUCGGUGGCAUGGGAUCGAGUGUAUGCCGGACAAAAACAAUGUGUUUCAUGUGGUUUCGUUAUCGUUCGGGGCGUUAUCGGACGACACAGCGUUCCCGACUUGUGACCCGACCCGGUCGUCAAUUUCGCCUUCAAUCACGAAAUUACCGCAUCUUCGGACUUUGUUUUUUUACCGGUGUUUUACUGACAUGCCGAUUCCCUCGUUUUUGGGCCAAAUGGGCCCGAAUUUACAGACACUUGUUUUGAGGGAAAACGGACAUGUGGGCCCAAUUCCUAUUGGGCUCGGUAAACUAACUGGUUUAAGAGUACUUGAUCUUCACAAAAACAAUCUCAAUGGUACGAUUCCGGUUUCUUUUAGCCGGUUCACCGAUCUAAGGUUGUUAGAUUUGAGUAGCAACAGAUUAACCGGUUCGAUUCCGAGUCUUGCCUUUCCUCAACUCACUCUACUCGACCUCAACCAAAACCACCUCACCGGUUCCAUUCCGACCUCCAUCGGAAACUGCGAUUCCCUCAUGAAAAUCGAUUUAAGCCGUAACCGCCUUUCCGGCGAAAUCCCCAAUUCCAUCAAUAAAUUGUCGCGUCUAAUCUUGAUGGAUUUAAGCUACAACAGUCUCUCCGGCCCAGUUCCAACAACCUUAAACAACCUCGAUUCCCUCCAAGCUCUCAUUCUCAACGGCAAUCCGUUAAGUUCAACGAUUCCGUCCACCGCAUUCGACGAGUUGAAAAACUUGACGAUCUUAAUCCUAUCCGACACAGAUUUAUACGGGCCAAUACCCGAAUCAAUCGCCCGAUUACCACAUCUACGUGUCCUCCAUCUAGACCGAAACCGUUUAAACGGAUCAAUUCCGACAACUUUUCGCAAUUUAAACGGCCUAAGCGAGCUACGGUUGAACGAUAACCAAUUGAUCGGUCCAAUUCCGUUCGGCAAAGAAAUGGUUUGGAGAAUGAGAAGAAAAUUGAAGCUUGAAAACAACUUCGGACUAUGUUACGAUGGUCGAAACGGGUUUGGUGACGAUUUGGGUUCGUUGUCGGGUUCGGGUAUUGAUCAUUGUGAUACCCCGAAAACGGGCCCGGCUCAAACGGUUCAACACAUUUCCGCAGCAAACGAAACUGAACCUGUUCGGCCUUCUAGAUCUGUAGCAAACAGUGGAGUUAGUUUUAACGGAGGUUUAAUUUUGUUAUUAACGGUAGUUGUGUUUUUAUUAUAA
Molecule: messenger RNA, 1440 nt
Organism: Cynara cardunculus var. scolymus (artichoke)
Lineage: Eukaryota; Viridiplantae; Streptophyta; Magnoliopsida; Asterales; Asteraceae
Product: protein TOO MANY MOUTHS
Exons: 1
Coding region: 1-1440 (479 amino acids)
Molecular function (GO): protein binding
Source: RefSeq, a predicted model, not a curated record